Molecule: messenger RNA, 850 nt
Organism: Dothidotthia symphoricarpi CBS 119687
Lineage: Eukaryota; Fungi; Ascomycota; Dothideomycetes; Pleosporales; Dothidotthiaceae
Exons: 3
Source: RefSeq, a predicted model, not a curated record
UUCAUCUUCAGAAUUGAUGAGAUAGCCGUACACCCACACGCAUCGCCGAUCUAUACUCCACAGGGCUCAUGGGUACCAGGUACAAACCCCGGAAGCAACGUACUAGUCAACAAGGGUGUCUCAGGCAGAUACUGGUUCUGUGAUGGGCGACAUAUCUAUCAAGCACCGCACGUCCCACAACUAGCCCCUUAUGAUAUCUUCUCUGUAUACUACUCGGGAGGCUCUGGGUUCUGGGUUCUAAAAGGCGUAGACGCGACUAAACCCCCACCCCAUGACGGGUGGCACCUUUUGUCAUUUGACCACGAUCAGACUAACCACUCCUCCUACCUUACCAAUGCCGGAACACAGCCCACCCUGAAAUGCUCACAACCCGGUCAACAGUGGGCGCGUAUGCUACUGCCAGACAUAUACCAUGCUAUUGGGGAAACGACUGUGGAAGGUUGGGGAGGCCUCAAAGGCGAGCUUGGUAUAUUACUUGCGUUGUUUGCACUGUCAGUAUCAUGCGAGCAUGUUGAAGCAUUGUUACCGCACGUCUUUGUUGAAGGGAAAUGGAUGACCCAUGAUUUUCCACACGGUCGUCAGCACAAACGAGGUGUUGUUGUUCAUGUUCAUCCUUGUCCAGCAACCUGGGCAGGAGGCUCAACACCAGCUGACUUGGCCGCAUACGAGAAUGGGAAGUUUGGCAAUUACUUUGACUGAUUGUUUAGUCUAUGAAAAACUGGGCUACACUGCUAACAUGGCUGUGUAUCCUAAGACUUUGGGGAAUUGAGCAAAAUGCAGAUAUCAUUCAAGAAGCACCUAAAUCGUCUAAUUGUGAAUGGCUAUCACCGUGACAAGCCUUGGCAGUUAC